This is a messenger RNA of [Candida] anglica, 681 nucleotides long. NCBI's taxonomy places the organism in Eukaryota, Fungi, Ascomycota, Pichiomycetes, Serinales, Debaryomycetaceae. The record is from the annotation of a GenBank genome assembly.
AUGUCUGACCCAUCAGCCCGAAUUACUUCCCAUAUGAACAAGCUGCACCAAUUGGCUGUGAUCGACUAUUUAGUUGUUUAUGGCCAGGUCCCACUUGGUGCCUUUGACAGAGAGUCGGUGAUCUUAUCUGAGAUUAACACCAAAUGGUUCACCAUUGAAUAUAAAGAUAAAUCCUUAAAGAAGAAAACCAUUAAGAUUAACUGGUCAGAUGCAAAGGAGGAUGAAGAUAUAGUCGUUUCAGAGUAUGCAAAUAUCAAGGGGAAACUUGUUUCAAUGGCAAAAUAUGCCGCUGCUAAACAAGGGUAUUCACACCAACAAAUUACUAAAGUUCUUGGUCCAGAUUCGAAGUCAAUUUUGUUGUAUUUCUUCUCUGCCGCAUUAGUAUACUCAUCUUAUGACUUGGCUGGUUUCAAGUCAUUAUUUGUAAAUGAUAGAGUGUUUUCCAUUGUAUCACAGUACUUCCCUAGUUUUGUAUGGUCUAUUUUGAACUUUACUGGGAAGAAUCUGAAGUAUAUUUUGGGUGGUCUCGUUUCUAUCCAUCUUAUCGAAAUUAUUAGCUUUACUAUUCCACAGACCAGAAAGUAUAGAGUGCCAUUAGCUUCUAGACUUUCAUGGAUAUUUAUGCAUAUCUUUGAAGGGUUUUUCGUUAUUCUUAGAUUCAAAUCUUUAAUUGAAAAAUAG